Molecule: messenger RNA, 1152 nt
Organism: Clonostachys byssicola
Lineage: Eukaryota; Fungi; Ascomycota; Sordariomycetes; Hypocreales; Bionectriaceae
Source: the annotation of a GenBank genome assembly
AUGGAGCCCAACUGGGAAACUGUGCCAGACCUGCGGACGCUACUCUACUCGAUUCGGCUUCUCAACUCAGCUGCGCGCUACCGCAUGGACCAUCAGAACGGAGACGAAGUCGUGCAGCGUAUAGCUGAAGUCGAAUCAUCCCGGCAGGCAUACGACUUUGCCGAUCCGGCGACCUUGGAUGCCGUCUUCUGCUCUCUAGCAUUGUUCACCGCCAAUAGCGUGCUAGCAAAGCACGGCCGAGCUUUUCUACAUCUGAACGAGGCGCAAGUCCUCUUUGACCAUAUCGAGCCAUCUGGAUACGACGAGCAGCAGAGGAAGUUGCGGGUUGAGCAGGUUCUUCACAACACAGAGUCUGCCACGUUGGCGAUAUACGGGAGCAAGGAGAAGAAGCUGCAAACGAGGAAGCGACCGACCUGCUCAGACAUCGUCCCGGGCCGAGUGGGAGGAGUCGACACUGGUGAAAGACUGGGCGGGGUUGCCGGCGAGCUGCUCUACUGUCUGACGCGCAUACAUUUAGCAAGGAACGCCGACGAUAUUAGUAAAGUGAGUCUCGGAUCUGACGCCGUCUUAUCCAGCCUCGGGCAGCAUCGAUAUUCGAGGAUCCAGUCGGCCGAUGUCAUGGUCACCCGGCAGUGGCAGCUCUCGUGCAAGAUAAUCGCCAGCUACCAAGAAAGCAGCGGCGGAGAAAGGCCACCCACGUCAAUGAUGGAGUCUUUGGGUGUCGUAGCCAUGUCAUGGAUAUGCGGCCUCAAGCAGGGCGAGCUGAGGAUCGUUGGCUUAGGGAAACUCGCUGAGCUGGCCAUCAACAUCUUCAGGCUACCAGGCGGCGGUCAUGAAGACUCCCUUCGCGGGCUGGCCGGCGCCGUGAUGAAGGAAGACUAUGAAGGGAAGUUUGCGCUCCCUCUGGCGGACUUGGUCCUCUCGGUGGCGUAUGACGUGCCGCCUAUGAUGGAGAUGCCUCAAGACCGGGAACUUCGCUACAGCAUGAUGGCGCCCUCGACUACUCAAGGCGCACCAAGCAGUCCAGAGACGGAGCAGGUGCUUCGACAGUUUCCCAUCAUCCAACCCCUUGUUUUUAGCGAUGUUAUUCAAGGUGGCCCUUUCGAGUCCUCGAGUCUUAUGCUUUCGGAUUGCAAUCACUUAGAAUUCUAA